AUGACCGUCAUGAUUGUAACUGUGUGCUUGAUACUGCUAAGUCUGUCGUGGUCAACACACGCAAUCAGUCUAAAUUCAGAUCCAUGCGCAAAAGAUGUUCUUUGUGGGUACGAUCUGAAAAUGACGCCGCCGAUCAAAGCGCUUAUAAUUCUAUCUCCCUGUGGACUAACUUUUUUCGGUUUCUGGGUCUUCAAGCGCCUCUUCAUACUCAUCAAACAUCGUGCGCCUUUUGUCAAAGUGGAGAAACACCCACACCAAUUCAACAUAACUGAAGCUGAAGGGGAAGUGGAUGAAAUGGGUACAAGGGACCGUAACGAGGUGAGAGAUGAGGUAGAGCGUCAAGUGAAGGCAGAAGAGGGGAGAAAUCGUAUGCGAGAGGGUAAAGUAGCUGAAGAACAUGAAGGUUUUGAUGGAAGCUUUGAUAAUGAGGGAGAAGCUAUUGAUGAGAUACUCUACGCCAACACUGAUGAUAUCCAUCAAGAGAAUAUCCCGCUGGUUACUUUCAAAGAUGAGAAACAACACAGUUUCAAUAUGCAGCCGCUCGAUCGAUUCAAUAUGGGCAGACCACAUCCAAUACGACUAGCCACUCUCAGCUAG
Wallemia ichthyophaga EXF-994 is the source of this 597-nucleotide messenger RNA. RefSeq lists its product as uncharacterized. The transcript has 4 exons. The coding region runs from base 1 to 597 and encodes 198 amino acids. The record is from RefSeq and is a predicted model, not a curated record. NCBI's taxonomy places the organism in Eukaryota, Fungi, Basidiomycota, Wallemiomycetes, Wallemiales, Wallemiaceae.